Fusarium keratoplasticum is the source of this 1398-nucleotide messenger RNA. RefSeq lists its product as uncharacterized. Lineage: Eukaryota; Fungi; Ascomycota; Sordariomycetes; Hypocreales; Nectriaceae. The record is from RefSeq and is a predicted model, not a curated record. The coding region runs from base 1 to 1398 and encodes 465 amino acids. The transcript has a single exon.
AUGUCGACAUUUGUAACCGAUUGGCCAGAGGCUGUUGCGUUCUUCACAAACUCGGACAGCCCUAUCACCGCCGAGACCUUUUUCUGCAUCUCCGACACCCAAGUCAUCGAGCUCAUUGGGGAGGGCUUCUCUGGGGAGCUAGCCCGCCUCACGAGAGCCUACUCGAUCCGAGACCAGGCUUUCACAGUACCUACUACGCCAUCGCCUUCGAGGAUACUAUACCGAGCAGAAUACGACGAGGUGAAUCGAACGAUAGUCGCCGUGCUUGCCCUUCGUUGGAUAUACAACAAUGAUUACGCCAGUUUUGUGGGAGCUCAACCAGAGGCCAUUCGGCUAACGAGAGCUUCGUUUGACUGGGUUCGGGGCCGUCUCGCAGACGCCCUGUCAGAACCAACGGAUCUCCACACACUCAUCACGCUAGUGCUUAUCAACGACCUUGGCAAGGAUGCGCAGCUGGCCACUGACUACCUCAGCCGCACAGGCAAGGACAUCUCGACCCUGAACCACGACGCCAUCCUGCUUCGGGCAGCCGAGGCGGGGAUGGUGCCCUGCCUGGAGAACAUAUCCUCACAACAGCGCAAACAGAUCAUGGCUUCGCUUGAGAUGGGGUCCGAGUUUAACUUUGGCCAGUUUGCCCAGGCAGAAGAUGCGCCAGCGUGCAUAGCCAGAUUGCAGCAGGCUGAGACCGACAAGCACGUAUUCGACUUGCACUUUGCAGAGCAAUUGCUCGAUGUCUCGGGAGCUGCGGGGCACAUGGAUUGGACAUGCGCGAAGAAGCUCAUUGAACCCAUCCUAGACGCCUACCGCAACGUCUACGGCGUGGCGCUGCAAGUGCUGGCAGGCCAGCUCGAGCCCCAGGCUGCCCGGGAUGUCAUCCUCGCGCGUCGCGCGCGAAAGCUCCAGGCCAAGGGAUUCCGGCGAUUGAGUAUAGAGGAACCCAGCGAGCGGGCACUGAUGAGGUUACUGUGUCUAGGCGGCGUUGUUGACCUGGAGACGGCUAAGCUGUAUGGCGAAGUCUGGGACAGCUUCGUUUCCCAGAGAUAUGGAGCAGGGAGCCUUAUUCAUGCACUCAACCUUGGUGGCUCAGAGGCAGAGCCGGCAGUGCAACCAACCUACAUGCCAGCGUUGCUUGCCCAGGCGCUGGCAGGGGAGGGGCCUGGUGGUGGGCGGCCCAAGACCAGGGUUGAGCGGCGGAUGGCAUUGGAGAGCGCGAUGCGGUAUCUGGACCGCGUAAUGAGUGUGGACCCCGGGGGCUUGACAGGCCUCAGUGGCAAAGCAAUAGUAGUGGAGCGGAAUGUGGUAGACGUGGUCAAGGGUGUAAUGCAGAGCCGCCAGUUCCGGGAUGACCCCUCGGUGUUAGAUACGGUAGAUGUGCCUGACGCUGUGGUUGUGCUGUAA